AUGGCAUCUCAUAUUUAUUACAUAGUCCCCAAAUUAUCCUUCAAGAAGCACCCUUCCCAGGACUUCAUUGAUGCCCCAAUGAUGUUGACAAAGUUCUACCAGCAAAUCCUGGCCUUGGUAUUUGCUGUUGAUGAGAUCAAUGAGAAUCCAAGUAUGUUGCCCAAUGUCUCUCUCGGCUUCCACAUCUAUGAUAGCUAUUAUGAUUCAAAGAUGACCUACCGAAACACUCUGGACCUGCUCUUUAAAUCACGUCACUUUGUUCCCAACUACAGGUGUGGCAUCCAGAAAAAUGUUAUAGGAGUCAUUGGGGGACUCAGCUCUGAUACCUCCUGGUGCAUGGCAAACGUCUUAGGUCUUUUCAAGAUUCCACAGCCUCUGAACAAGCGAGAUAAAACAAAAGAAUAUAUUCUUUGUGGAAUUUACAUCCCGAGUUCCCUCUGUAUGUUCACGAUGUCUCUUCACAAAAUGAUGUUUCCGCCAAGCCAGUCCAAAAAUCUUCUCACCUCGGGCAGCAGCCAAUUACCCAGUGGUGUAAGGUUUGGGGCCCGGGGCCCUUGGCCCCGGGUGCAUAAUUCUGACGGAGCACAACCAGGACCCCAACCCCAGGCACUGGCUUUUGCAGGGAUCUUCAUAUCCAAGAGAAAACAGAAGAGCAGCCCAUCAGGUGGCUGCCACUACCUGGGCAUGUCCUGGAAAGCCCCGUCCCCAACUCCUCAUCUUUCCCUGUCUGUCAACCACCAGGGGUUUCUGGGCGCUGAAGCCUCACUGCUCCACUCAUUCCUGCAGAGAAUCUCAUUCAACAAUAGUGCUGGGGAUGAAAUUACAUUAAAUGAGUAUGGAGAGUUAGCAGCUGGCUUUGAUAUUACCAACUUGGUCACUUUCCCAAAUAAUUCCUAUGUCAGAGUCAAAGUGGGAAGUUUGGAUCCUCAGGCCCCUCCGGGCAAAGAGCUCACCAUUAAUGAAGACAGAAUCAAAUGGAACAGACGCUUCACUAAGGUGCCACCGCUUUCUGUAUGUAAUGCCAACUGCCAUCCUGGUUACGGGAAGAAAAAGAAGGAGGGAGAGAAGUUUUGCUGCUAUGAUUGUGAUCCAUGUCCAGAAGGAAUGAUUUCAAAUGAGAAAGACAUGGAAACAUGUGUCAGUUGCCCAGCAGAUCAGUAUCCAAACAGCGGCCAGGAUCUAUGCAUUCCUAAGAUUCCAAACUUCCUAGCCUUUGAUGAAAACUUGGCCAUUGUUUCAACUUCCUCUGCACUUCUAUUCUCUCUGAUUACGAUUCUAGUGCUAGGCAUCUUCAUUAAGCAUCGCAAUACAGCCAUAGUCAAAGCCAACAACCGAAGCCUCACCUAUGGUCUCCUUAUCUCCCUCCUCUUGUGUUUCCUCUCUUCAUUGUUGUUCAUUGGAAGACCUAAUAAUGUGACGUGCCUUUUCCGACAAACGGCUUUUGGCAUUGUCUUCUCUGUGGCCCUCUCCAGCAUCUUAGCCAAAACCAUAUUGGUGGUUUUGGCAUUUAUGGCUACCAAACCAGGAUCCAAUAUAAAGAAAUGGGUAGGCAAAGAACUGGCUUAUUCCAUUGUCUUUUCCUGCUCCAUUGUUCAAGUAGGAAUCUGUGUCCUCUGGCUGGCAACCUCUCCCCCAUUCCCAGAUGUGGACAUGCACUCAAUGCCUGAAGAAAUCAUAUUUCUAUGUAAUGAAGGGUCAGUCUCCAUGUUCUAUUGUGUUUUGGGCUACAUGGGCUUCCUGGCCACUAUCAGCCUCACGGUGGCUUUCCUAGCCAGGAAGUUGCCUGACACUUUCAACGAAGCCAAGUUCAUCACCUUCAGCAUGCUGGUCUUCUGCAGUGUUUGGCUCUCCUUCAUUCCAACCUACCUGAGCACCAGAGGAAAAUACAUGGUGGCUGUGGAGAUCUUCUCCAUCUUUGCUUCUGGUGCUUGGUUACUGGUUUGCAUUUUUUCCCCUAAAUGCUACAUUAUUGUGGUGAGGCCUGACCUGAACAACAGAGAGCAGCUAACACAAAGAAAGGUAUAA
Molecule: messenger RNA, 2025 nt
Organism: Podarcis raffonei (Aeolian wall lizard)
Lineage: Eukaryota; Metazoa; Chordata; Lepidosauria; Squamata; Lacertidae
Product: vomeronasal type-2 receptor 26-like
Exons: 7
Coding region: 1-2025 (674 amino acids)
Biological process (GO): G protein-coupled receptor signaling pathway
Cellular component (GO): membrane
Molecular function (GO): G protein-coupled receptor activity
Source: RefSeq, a predicted model, not a curated record